This is a messenger RNA of Diaporthe citri, 1698 nucleotides long. RefSeq lists its product as uncharacterized. Gene Ontology annotation, cellular component: vacuolar membrane. Gene Ontology annotation, molecular function: amino acid transmembrane transporter activity. NCBI's taxonomy places the organism in Eukaryota, Fungi, Ascomycota, Sordariomycetes, Diaporthales, Diaporthaceae. Gene Ontology annotation, biological process: amino acid transmembrane transport. The transcript has 7 exons. The coding region runs from base 1 to 1698 and encodes 565 amino acids. The record is from RefSeq and is a predicted model, not a curated record.
AUGUCAGGAAGCAGCCGCAGCCGCAACCCCUCAACAUGGGACCAGUAUGAACGAGGGGGUUCGCCCGGCCGCGGCAGCGUCUCUUCCAACGGCGGGAGAAGCGUUGCCUUCGAAGAUGAAUACCUAGACCACAGCCCCGGCGCGGGCGCUGACGACCGGAACUUGACCAACGCGCGGCGCAGAAGAUCUUCCGUGACGCACCGAAUCUCAGCCCUGGGCGAUGUUGGUGGAGUGAACAGUAUUAGGUCCUUCGCACGAUCCUGGCAGCGGGCUGCAGGUUUUACUGAGGUCAUACCCCAGCGGGCAUCGUUCGUGCUGGCACCGGAGCAGGACCCCAUCGGCGCCCACGAUGGCCUACAAUAUGGCAGGUCGGAUGAAGAGAUUGGUCGUGCUGGCUUCCCCCAGAGUUCUGCCCCGCGCGUGUCGCUGUUGCGCCAGCAUCUCGAGGCAGCUCCAGAAUCGGCCGUACGCGAUGACAGCCCAGAGCCCGGGGCAAGCGAGACGCAAGGGCUGCUCGAACCCGGUAGCCACCCCAGCAUAGGCUCCUUCCGCGACCGCGAGCGCAAGGCCCUGGACGACGAUUUACGACGGACCAUCUCGAUCAGCAGUGGCACGCCGACAUCUCGCUCCAUCUUCGCCGUUCCCCCGCAACUGGCUACACCAGACAUCGUGGGCAGCUACAAUGAUUUCGUGGGAAGCUAUGGGUCUCAUCGCACCUACGGGACUAUUGCCAGCGACGACAGCUUCAGCAGGGCGUCCAUGGCCCAGGCGGCUGAGAUGUGGCGACAGCAGCAAGCGAGCGGCAACGUGCCGGACGGAGAGACCCAGCCGAUCUUGGUGAAAGAGGUCGAGGAUCGGGACGGGAAGAUCGUGUUGACGGUUGAGGGGCAGAGCACACUGCCUCAAACCAUCUUCAAUUCUACCAACGUCCUGAUUGGAGUCGGUCUUCUGAGCUUGCCAGUGGGCAUGAAAUAUGCAGGCUGGCUGUGUGGCAUGCUGAUACUGUUCGGAGCAGCUGCAGUGACUUCGUACACGGCGAAAUUGCUUGCAAAAUGUAUGGACCUGGACCCAAGUCUGAUCACCUUCUCGGACCUGGCCUACAUUUCGUUUGGCAGAAAUGCGCGGAUUGCCACAAGUAUACUGUUCACCUUGGAACUACUUGCGGCCUGUGUUGCUCUUCUGGUCUUGUUUGCCGACUCCAUGGAGCUGCUUUUCCAAAGCAUCGUCGGGAUUGUGUGCUGCUUUACAAUCGUUGCCCUUGUCAUAAUGGAUGGCUUUAUAAAGCCAUAUGCUCCAGGCUCGCUCCUUGAGCCAGCAGCCACAUACCUCUUCCCUGCAAACUGGCUGACUCUGCCCCUCUCAUUUGGGCUCUUGAUGUCUCCAUGGGGAGGUCAUGGGGUUUUCCCUAGCAUCUAUCGAGACAUGAGACAUCCGCACAAGUAUGGCCGCGCAUUGAAGAUCACGUUCUCCUUCACUUAUUUACUUGACGCCACGGCCGCCGUUGUCGGCUUACUCAUGUUUGGUGACGACGUUAUGGAUGCUAUUGGCAUGUCGAGCUAUUUCCGGGGCAUAGCGAAGAUUGCUGUGCGCAUCGUGACGAUCCUCAUAUUCUUGGCCAUCUCAAUCAUCUUUCCAGCAUUUGAUAGUAUCAUGGCUUUUAUGGGCUCUGCGCUCUGCUUUACCAUCUGCGUCACGUGA